Messenger RNA from Zasmidium cellare ATCC 36951, 282 nucleotides. RefSeq lists its product as uncharacterized. The transcript is spliced from 4 exons. The record is from RefSeq and is a predicted model, not a curated record. The coding region runs from base 1 to 282 and encodes 93 amino acids. Lineage: Eukaryota; Fungi; Ascomycota; Dothideomycetes; Mycosphaerellales; Mycosphaerellaceae.
AUGCAGUACCUCGCCCUCCUCAUUGCUUCCCUCGCCGCCUCUACGGUGGCAGUUCCAGGUCUGAAGCGCCAGUCUGGUGACGCCUCACCCUGCCAACCUGGAGACGAACUUGCUUGCUGCGCCUCAGAGAACGAUAUGACUCCCAUCAUGGGUGCUGCUUGCAAGCUCAAUGUUUUGGGGAAGAAUUGUGGUGAUGGAGUCUACCAAUGUUGCAACGUCAACCAGGAUGGCUACAUCAACGUCAACCUCGCUUGUGUUGCUCUGCAAUUAUGUCCAUUCUAA